CCCCAGUCCCGGGCGAGCCAGCUUGGAGCUGCGCACCGCCGCCGCCACGGGCCGCGAUGCGCAGAGGGUCCCCGCCGCCCCGGGGCCGCCGCGCCGCACCAUGAAGCUCCGCAGUAAGGCGGCAGCGCUGCUUCUCCUGGCGCUGGCCGUGCUGCUGCUGGCGCUGCUGUCCUUGCGCACCCGCCGCGACCCGGAGCCCCCUGGGUUCCCCGCGCUUCCCGAGGCUGCCCCUCAGCGCCGCCACGCGCCAGUCCCCACGCGCCCUCCGGAGCCCCACGCCUUCCCCGGGGUCGCCGGCCGACGCUCCCCUAGGCGCCGGCCCCCGCGUCCGCGCCCCCGAGCCGGCCGCCCGCGCGCCGCCAGCCGCGAGAAGUUGGCGAGGAGGCCUGGGGAAGCGAGGAACUUGCACCCUGUGCCACCCGAGCUCUGGAUUCACCUGGCUGUGGUGGCCUGCGGCAACCGGUUGGAGGAGACGCUGGUCAUGCUCAAGUCAGCCGUGCUCUUCAGCCACAGGAAGAUUUGCUUUCACAUCUUCACGGAAGACGCGCUCAAGCCGGAGUUUGAUAAGCAGUUGCGCCAGUGGCCCGACUCAUAUACAAAGAAGUUUGAGCACAGAAUCUACCCCAUCACAUUUUCCGUUGGAAACCCCCAGGAAUGGAAGAAAUUAUUCAAACCCUGUGCCGCCCAGAGGCUCUUCCUUCCGGUGAUCUUAAAGGAUGUGGACUCGCUUCUCUACGUGGACACAGAUGUCCUCUUUCUGAGGCCCGUGGAUGAUAUCUGGAAGCUUCUGAGACAGUUCAACUCCACCCAGCUUGCCGCCAUGGCCCCAGAGCAUGAAAUCCCCAAGAUUGGCUGGUACAGCCGCUUUGCCCGCCAUCCUUUCUACGGCUCUACAGGGGUUAAUUCAGGGGUCAUGCUCAUGAACUUAACUCGCAUCAGAAGUAUGCAGUUCAAGAACAGCCUGAUUCCAACAGGCCUGGCUUGGGAGGACAUGCUGCUCCCGCUGUACCAGAAGUACAAGAAUGCCAUCACGUGGGGAGACCAGGAUUUAUUAAAUAUUAUUUUUUAUUUCAACCCAGAGUGUCUCUAUGUGUUCCCCUGCCAGUGGAACUACCGCCCUGAUCACUGCAUGUAUGGAAGCAACUGCAAAGAGGCUGAGCGAGAAGGUGUGUCUGUUCUGCACGGCAACCGAGGUGUCUACCAUGACGAUAAGCAGCCCACUUUCCGAGCCCUCUAUGAAGCAAUCCGGGAUUUUCCCUUUCAAGACAAUCUGUUCCAAUCCAUGUACUACCCUCUCCAGCUGAAGUUUUUGGAGACAGUGCACACGCUGUGUGGACGGAUCCCCCAGGUCUUUCUGAAGCAGAUUGAGAAAACGAUGAAAAGGGCUUACGAGAAGCACGUCAUCAUCCACAUGGGCCCCAACUCCAUAAGCUGAGUGCCCCCCUUGCUCUGAGUCAGCCUGGCAUCUGUGACUGAGGACAUGGAUCAUACGCUGCCCGGAUAUUUGUGUGUGGGCAUAUUUACUGGUGCUCUGUGACUGCUGAGGUUCAAAUGCCUGGUUACAUUGUGCUUGAGUUGUUUAUCCCUAAAAGGGAAUGUGCUUUUCUUUAUUAUUUUUAAAUACUAUUUAUCUUUUUUUUAAAAAAGUUAUUAUCAUGAAUUUAAAACAUUGUCUCAUUGGAUUGAGAAAGAAAAGGGAACUUUUCCUAGCCCUCAAAUAUGAGACCCUGUCAGUGUAUGCAGGAUGAUAAUUAUCUGAUAUUCUUUAGAAUCUUCCUAUGCAACUUGCUCUCUCACCCCCAUUAAGAAAUAAUGUGUGUUGGGGCUGGCAGGAUGGCUCAGUGGUAACAGCAUGUGCCACCAUGCCUGAUGGCCUGUGUUCCCGAUUCCCUCGAAUCGAGAGGAUUCUAAGAGGAUUGACUCAAGUUAUCCUGACCUUCAUGUGGGCCCACACUCACACCCACAAAUAAAGAAAUGUAAUAUUAAAAAUAACAAUAGGGAUAGCUGGGCAGUGGUGGCGCACACCUUUAAUCCCAGCACUUGGGAGGGAGAGGCAGGUGGAUUUCUGUGAGUUCGAGGCUAGCCUGGUCUACAAGAGCUAGUUCCAGGACAGGCUCCAAAGAAACCCUGUCUCGAAAAACCAAAAAAAAAAAAAAAAAAAGAAAAGAAAAGAAAAAACAAUAGGGGGCUAGAGAGAUGGCUCAGUGGUUAAGAGCACUGACUGUUCUCCUUGAGGAUCCAGGUUCAAUUCCCAGCAUCCACAUGGCAGCUCAAGGCUGUCUGGAAUUCUAGUUCCAGGGGCACUGAAUGCUUUUCCAGAGAACCUGGAUUUCAUUUUUAGUACCCACAUAAUGGCUCACAACCAUCUGUAACUCCAGCUCUAGGGGUCCAGCACCCUCUUUUAUCUUCCACAGCCAAUAGGCACACAGUGUGCACAAAAUAAUAGCUUUUAAAAAUUAAAAUAAUAAUAAUAUGUUAUGAGACAGACAAACUUGGAGAGAAUAAAGGUCAGUGAACCACAGUCAAGAUUAGAUUAGAUGUAAUCCUACCAACCCCUGGAAAAGGUUGUCACCAUUGUAAUGUAUUUCUUUCCAGACUCGUUAAGACUUCCCUGACUUCUGUGUUUCCAUUGUAACACAUUUAAAACGUGCGACCUCGGUAAAGACCAGCCUCUGUGCUAAGGUUUCACAUAGGAGACUAAAAAGCCAGACGAGAUAAUUACAGCACCGCUGUGUCUGGAAGAGGCUUUCAGACCAGCUAAUUGGGGCAGCAUUUCAAGAUGAAGCGUAUGUCUGAGAGUGCAUCCCAGAAGAAUUGCUGCGCUCCAAGGAGGGCGCAAUCAGGAGACAUUUCUAUGCAACAAAAGCCUCGGAGAGAAAGCCCAAGGGAUCUCUUUAGCAAAGAGGUCUGAUUUUGUAUUUCUCCACGGACAAGAGCACUUGACCGAACUUCUGCGCAGUGGGUAGAAAUCAAAGGACAAGUUCAGGCUUUUGAGGGGGCUUUCCUUGUUGUUGUUUUAAUUGUAUUUUUAACUGUGUGUCUGUGUCUGUGUACGGGCAUGUAAGUGCAGGUGCCUGUGGAUACCAGAGCAGGAGGGCAUUAAAUCCCUUUGAGCUUGAAUUACAAGUGGUGAGCCUCCUGACACGGGUGCUGGGCACUGAGCGUGGGUCUUCUGCAAGAGCAACAAGUGCUCUUACCCACUGAACUAUCUCCCCAGCCCUUGCUUUGUUUUCUUUUGUAUUUUUA
Alexandromys fortis (reed vole) is the source of this 3246-nucleotide messenger RNA. RefSeq names its product glucoside xylosyltransferase 2 (gene Gxylt2). Gene Ontology annotation, biological process: protein O-linked glycosylation via N-acetylgalactosamine. The transcript is spliced from 7 exons. Gene Ontology annotation, molecular function: UDP-xylosyltransferase activity. The coding region runs from base 101 to 1435 and encodes 444 amino acids. NCBI's taxonomy places the organism in Eukaryota, Metazoa, Chordata, Mammalia, Rodentia, Cricetidae. The record is from RefSeq and is a predicted model, not a curated record.